AUGGCGAGCAGCAGUGCGCCUGCAGCCCCAUUGUCUGAAGCAACACAGAACAGUGUGGCGGCAGCUUUCAACGCUUGGAAAGCAGAGACGUUCUUCAGCGCAUGGAAGGAGCGGGGCCGGCAGAAUGCUGUUUUGGACGCACAGAACUUGGCAUUGUCCUUGGUUAUCAAGAACCUUCAAGAACAGCGUGCGCCGCCAGGGGACGAUGUGCUGGCACCAGCGUCGUCCGCAUCUUCGGCAACAUCCUCAUCCUCAAUAUGGUCUUCUACAUCUUCAUCUUCCUCGUCAUCAAUUUCCUCACCAAUCCAGAUAGCUUCGUCAACUUCGUCUGACUCGUCUCUCACGUCUUCGCCCUCAUCAUCGUCCAUAAGAUCCACUACAUCUGCAUCAUCGACGACCCUUGCUUCACCCAUGGAACUCUCUUCCCUUGCAGACUCCUCUUCCGUCUCAGGCUCGGGGUCUUCAGCACCACGUGCUCCCUCUGCAGCUGUGGGUGACCUGGAGCCUCUGGAGCUCGAUUCUUGCAGCCACGCAGCCGCGCGCAGGGAGGAGGACCCCAUCAAGGCUGCGGUGGCGCAGUUCGAAGGCUUCUUCCGGGCAGGGCUCCUCCUCUUCGCGCUGAGUGGCUACAUCCUCUCGUUUGCCCUGGUCCUGCGCCAGCGCAGGGUGCCAUAG
Symbiodinium natans is the source of this 675-nucleotide messenger RNA. Lineage: Eukaryota; Dinophyceae; Suessiales; Symbiodiniaceae. The record is from the annotation of a GenBank genome assembly.